GUUUCUUUCUUAGAUUUGAAUGUUUGAUCCAUCUGGAUUUUAUUUUGGUGUUAAGCGUGAGGGAGGGAGCCAACUUCUAUUUUUCCAAAUGGCCGGCCAGUCGUCCUAACACCGUUCGAUUGAAAACGACUGAAAAGCCUUUCCCGGGGUUUGAAGAGACCACUCUACCAGCACGCUUCAAGCUAGCGUGUUUGCCGGGGACCAAGGACCCCUCGUCGCCAGGUUUCCGCGGUCCAUCUGUCCCGCCGGAUCCAAUCGGAAGAGGCGAAGGGAAAGGGGUGGAGUGGAUAUUCCGCUCCUGAGAACUAUUCCACUCCCACCAGCCACCGACCGACUACUAACCCCCUUUCCCCACCCUUGCGCUCAGGACAACCCCAGGCACCACUACCGCGACUUCACCUCCACCCUCCGAGGACAAAGCCCCUGACUCCCUCUCAGCUCCCACCCCUAACCCUAGUCUUUCCUCCCGGGUGGUCCCACGAAGGGGAGGGGACUUUCUACGAGGGUAAUUUAAAUAAAAGGUGUGCGCUCCGGUUCUAUUUGCAUAGAGGCGGGGCCUCUAAAGCCGACCUCCACCUCGCUCCGAAAGACCCAGGAGGAGAGAACCACCCGGAGACUUAAUUUGCAAGGGGCGGGGCCUGCCUCUUUAAGUAGAGCUGGGCGCCACUUCCCCUUCCAGUCGGCUUCCGCCCGCUGUCGCUUCCGGCUUCUGUCAGCCUUCCGCCCUCUUUCUUCUGGCUUCUGUCCAGGCUUCCGCUGCUUUCGCUGGCCGCCGCGGGUGGCCGGGGCCCUAAUGCUACCGAAACGACGGCGAGCGCGGGUCGCGUCCCCCAGAGCCGCCCCCUCUUCCGCGGCGCGCUUCCCGGGGGUCACUAUCUACCUGGCCGAGCCACACAUGGGCCGCAGUCGCCAGGCUUUUCUCACACGCCUGGCUGUCUCCAAGGGUUUCCGCGUCCUGAGUACCUACAGCCCAGAGGUGACACACGUGGUGAUGGAGGGGACCUCAGCAGAGGAGGCUGUCUGCUGGCAGAAGCGCAAGACAUCGGCUCUUCCUCCGGGUUGUACCCGCCCAGUGCUUUUAGACAUAAGUUGGUUCACAGAGAGCAUGGCCGCUGGGCAGCCUGUCCCUGUGGAGUGCCGGCACCGCCUGGAGGUGGCUGUGCCCAAAAAGAAGAUGCCAAGCCCAGCAUGGAUGCUGCCCUAUGCCUGCCAGCGUCCCACACCCCUCGUGCACCAUAAUGCCAGCCUCUCGGAGGCUCUGGAGACACUGGCAGAGGCCGCUGGCUUCGAUGGCAGUGAAGGCCGCCAGAUCUCCUUCUACAGAGCGGCUUCGGUGCUCAAGGCUCUCCCCAGCCCGGUCACAGCCCUGAGCCAGCUGCAGGGCCUGCCCCACUUCGGAGAACACUCCUGCAGGGUUGUCCAGGAGCUGCUAGAACACGGAGUAUGUGAUGAGGUGGAGAGAAUCCGGCUCUCGGAGAGGUACCAGACCAUGAAGCUCUUCACUCAGAUCUUUGGGGUCGGGGUAAGGACUGCUGACCAGUGGUACCAAAAAGGGCUCCGGACACUGGAUGACCUCCAAGAGGAGUCCCACAGACUAACCCAGCAGCAGAAAGCAGGACUCCAGCACCACCAGGACCUGAGUGCCCUGAUCCUGCGGUCAGAGGUUGAGGCCCUGCAGCAAGUGGUGGAGGCAGCCGUGACGCAGGCCCUUCCUGGGGCCACUGUUACGCUGGCCGGAGGCUUCCGGAGGGGGAAGUUGCAGGGCCACGACGUGGACUUCCUCAUCACCCACCCCCAGGAGGGCCAGGAGGCAGGGCUGCUGCCCAGAGUGAUGUGCUACCUGAAGGAGCAGGGCCUUGUCCUGUACCACCAGCACCAGCACAGCCAGCAGGGAGACCUGACCAAGCAGAGCCACACCAUGGAUGCCUUUGAGAGGAGUUUCUGCAUUUUCCGCCUGCCGCAACCCCCAGGGGCUGCUGUAGGUGGCACCCAGAAGCCCUGCUUCGCCUGGAAGGCUGUGCGGGUGGACCUGGUGGUUGCCCCUAUCAGCCAGUUCCCCUUUGCCCUGCUUGGCUGGACUGGCUCCAAGGUAGGGAGUGUGCUGCAGGGGCUGGCCCUCGGAUCUGGGGCUGGUGGCUCUGCUGAGACGUGGUCACUUUUUCCCCAGCAUUUUGAGCGGGAGCUACGCCGCUUCAGCAGGAAAGAGAAGGGCCUCUGUCUGAACAGCCAUGGUCUAUUUGAUCCGGAGCAGACGGUUUUCCACGUGGCCUCAGAGGAAGACAUCUUCAGACUCCUGGACCUUGAGUACCUUCCCCCAGAGCAGAGAAAUGCCUGAUCCUAUCAACCCCUCCUCUACUCUGGAAAUGGAGGGGGUCAUUUGAGCCAGACUCUAUUGGUGUUUUUGGCCCCUGACUAUUUCCAGGCAGAAGAUGUGCUGCUGCCCCAAGUCCUUACCCCUUCCAUGUGAGAGCCCUAUCUGUGAACCACCACUCCCCCACCUAUACCCAGUUCAAGAUGUAAUGAAAUUAGCAUGUGGAAUAAAUGAAGCUGUAUUUUCUAAA
Messenger RNA from Capra hircus (goat), 2561 nucleotides. RefSeq names its product DNA polymerase mu (gene POLM). Bases 794 to 2335 code for a protein of 513 amino acids. The transcript has 10 exons. Gene Ontology annotation, biological process: double-strand break repair via nonhomologous end joining. The record is from RefSeq and is a predicted model, not a curated record. NCBI's taxonomy places the organism in Eukaryota, Metazoa, Chordata, Mammalia, Artiodactyla, Bovidae. Gene Ontology annotation, cellular component: nucleus. Gene Ontology annotation, molecular function: DNA binding; DNA-directed DNA polymerase activity.